CAUUCAACUUUCCAGUUUUUAUUUUUUAUUUUCAAUACCGAAUUACCGAUUCUGCUUCCAACCAAAUAUAGGACGCUCUGAUUCUAGGGUUUCAAUCUCAUUUCAUUUUUUCCCCUGCAUUUCGCCUUCUGUUUUUUUAUAGGGAGGAGAAGUAUUUCUUAGAUCUUAGAGGCUGUUGAGAUCAUGUUUUCAGAAGAUUAUUUUUCUUUGUUAUUUUAAGCUCGCAAACGAACAAUUUGUAGAUUUGUGGAAAUAACUCCAUCUUUGUGUGGGAUCUGGUCAUUGUUUGCUUAGAUAUUCUUCCUAUUUGUGGCCGAGCUUCUAUUUCUCUCUAUAUUUCUCGGAAUUCUAUGCUGCCGAAAAUAAUUUCGUAAAGAUACAAUGGCUAUGAUCGAUGAGCCGCUGUAUCCGAUUGCCGUUUUGAUAGAUGAGCUGAAAAAUGAAGACAUUCAGCUUCGGUUAAACUCCAUCCGUAGGCUCUCCACAAUUGCUCGUGCGCUUGGUGAGGAGAGAACAAGAAAGGAAUUGAUUCCUUUUCUCAGCGAGAACAAUGACGAUGAUGAUGAAGUACUUCUUGCCAUGGCGGAGGAGCUGGGGGUAUUUAUUCCCUAUGUAGGGGGAGUGGAAUAUGCACAUGUUUUGCUUCCUCCACUGGAGACUCUUUGCACCGUUGAGGAAACUUGUGUAAGAGACAAAGCCGUGGAGUCAUUAUGUCGGAUUGGGGCUCAGAUGAAGGAGAAUGAUCUGGUUGACUGGUUUAUUCCUUUGGUGAAGAGGCUGGCAGCUGGUGAAUGGUUUACAGCUCGAGUUUCCUCAUGUGGACUCUUUCAUAUUGCCUAUCCUAGUGCACCAGAGAUGUUGAAAACAGAAUUGCGGUCAAUAUACAGCCAAUUGUGUCAAGAUGACAUGCCAAUGGUCAGAAGAUCAGCUGCUUCAAACCUGGGAAAAUUUGCUGCUACUGUUGAGCCCACCCAUCUGAAGACAGACAUCAUGUCUAUAUUUGAGGAUCUUACACAGGAUGAUCAAGAUUCUGUCCGGCUGUUGGCUGUUGAGGGUUGCGCUGCACUUGGGAAGUUGUUGGAACCUCAGGACUGUGUAGCCCAUAUCCUCCCGGUCAUUGUUAAUUUCUCUCAGGAUAAAUCUUGGCGUGUUCGCUACAUGGUUGCAAAUCAACUAUAUGAGCUUUGUGAAGCUGUUGGGCCUGAGCCUACUAGGACGGACUUGGUUCCUGCAUAUGUUCGGCUACUUCGAGAUAAUGAGGCUGAAGUACGUAUAGCAGCUGCAGGAAAAGUAACUAAGUUUUGCCGUAUCUUGAAUCCACAACUUGCAAUUCAACAUAUUCUACCUUGUGUUAAGGAGUUGUCAUCAGAUUCUUCCCAGCAUGUACGUUCUGCUUUGGCUUCGGUAAUAAUGGGCAUGGCACCAGUUUUAGGAAAGGAUGCAACAAUUGAGCAACUUCUUCCAAUUUUUCUUUCCCUUCUAAAAGAUGAAUUUCCUGAUGUCCGGCUCAAUAUCAUUAGCAAGCUUGAUCAAGUGAACCAGGUCAUUGGAAUUGACCUGUUGUCCCAAUCCCUGCUCCCAGCUAUUGUUGAGCUCGCUGAGGACAGACAUUGGAGGGUUCGGCUUGCAAUUAUAGAGUACAUACCACUAUUGGCAAGUCAAUUGGGUGUAGGGUUUUUUGAUGACAAGCUUGGUGCUCUUUGCAUGCAAUGGUUGGAAGAUAAGGUGUACUCAAUUCGUGAUGCAGCAGCAAAUAAUUUGAAGCGUCUUGCAGAAGAGUUUGGUCCUGAUUGGGCAAUGCAACAUAUAAUUCCACAGGUUCUGGAAAUGAUUAACAAUCCUCACUAUCUUUAUCGGAUGACCAUUCUUCAUGCAAUUUCUCUACUUGCCCCUGUUAUGGGUUCAGAAAUCACUUGUUCAAAAUUGCUACCAGUGGUGAUCAAUUCAUCAAAGGACCGGGUACCAAACAUCAAAUUCAAUGUGGCAAAGGUGUUGCAGUCACUCAUUCCCAUAGUUGACCAGUCUGUGGUGGAGCAGACAAUCCGUCCCUGCUUGGUGGAGCUCAGUGAGGACCCAGAUGUGGAUGUUAGAUUUUUUGCCAGCCAAGCACUCCAGACAAGUGAUCAAGUCAUGAUGUCUAGCUAGACGUGCUUGUUCAGGAUUUUUUCCCUUUCUGAUUUGGAAGUUCCAGCUGAAUCCACAUUUGUCUUGAAGAAACAUGUGACCUGGGUUGCUAGAAUUUCACCACAUCAAACCUCAUUUUUUCCCAUCUUUUCUACUGCUUGGAGUGCUUCCUUGUUUUUGUAUCCAUAUGGCUAACAUGUAUUGAGUUUUCAGUUGAACUCCAUUCAGUGCUAGUGCUAUGUCAAAAAUUUACCAUUUGUGCCUCGUUUUAACUUUA
Nelumbo nucifera (sacred lotus) is the source of this 2401-nucleotide messenger RNA. RefSeq lists its product as uncharacterized. The record is from RefSeq and is a predicted model, not a curated record. Gene Ontology annotation, cellular component: cytosol; protein phosphatase type 2A complex; nucleus. Gene Ontology annotation, molecular function: protein phosphatase regulator activity; protein binding. Lineage: Eukaryota; Viridiplantae; Streptophyta; Magnoliopsida; Proteales; Nelumbonaceae. Gene Ontology annotation, biological process: protein dephosphorylation.